ACUGUCCUUAGAAGUGCCGUACCCUAUAAUCUGCAAAUACAAUCAAAAUGGGGCCUAGGCGGAAAAACAUGAAAGUGUAUUCCACUAGCCGGGAGAGUCCUGUAUGCAUCAAAGCUGCUGAGCUGAAAGACUACAUGAACCAGCUUUCACAUGAAGUGCUUUGCCAUAUCUUUAGGUAUCUUCCCCUGCAGGAUAUCAUGUGCAUGGAAUGCCUCUCCCGGAAGUUAAAGGAAGCUGUCAUCUUGUAUCUAAGAGUAGUAAAAGUUGUGGAUCUCUGCGCAGGUCGCUGGUGGGAGUACAUGCCCACUGGAUUCACAGAUUCCAGCUUCCUAACCUUGCUGAAGAAAAUGCCAGACAUUGAGCAGCUAUAUGGCCUUCAUCCUAGGCACCUUGACAGACGUAGGGUUCGGGGUUAUGAAGCCUUCAGCAUUCCUGGGGUACUAGAAGCUUUGCAGGCUUGCCCAAAUCUCUUGGGUGUUGAGACUUCCCAUUUGGAACUAGUAGAAGCCAUUUGGACAUAUAUGCCCCAGGUUCACAUCCUAGGGAAGUUUCGUAAUCGUAAUGGUGCCUUCCCAAUUCCACCUGAAAAUAAAUUGAAAAUACCAAUAGGAGCUAAAAUCCAGACUUUGCACUUAGUAGGAGUUAAUGUCCCUGACAUUCCUUGUAUUCCAAUGCUGAGGCAUCUAUACCUGAAAUGGGUGAGGCUCACCAAACCGCAACCUUUUAAGGAUUUCCUUUGCAACAGCUUACGCACUUUUGUCAUGAGAAAUUGUGCAGGACCCACAAACUCAUUGAAGUAUGUUCCCCUAGUCACUGGCUUAGCUUCUGCUCGAAACCUGGAACAUUUAGAAUUGGUUCGAGUUCCUUUUCUUGGAGGUCUUAUUCAGCAUGUUGUAGAAGACAGCUGGAGAUCUGGGGGCUUCAGAAAUUUGCACACUAUAGUUCUAGGAGCUUGCAAGAAUGCUUUGGAAGUUGAUCUUGGCUACCUCAUCAUAACUGCUGCACGAAGGUUGCAUGAAGUACGAAUUCAGCCAUCCCUAACCAAAGAUGGAGUAUUCUCUGCUCUAAAAAUGGCCGAAUUGGAAUUUCCCCAGUUUGAAACACUACAUCUUGGAUAUGUUGAUGAGUUUUUGUUACAGUGUAAGAUGAUCAAUGCAGAUCUGGUGAAAUAUGGACUAGCUGAUGUGGUUGAAAAUCCAGGCAUUAUCACAGACAUAGGAAUGAAAGCAGUAAAUGAAGUAUUCUCUUCGAUUAAGUAUCUUGUCAUAUACAACUGCCCUCAUUUACAUAAUCCAAGUAGCUGGAUCACAGGUAUUGUACUCACCAACAUGUGCUAAAGUCCCUCAAUAAAUUGCAUAUAUUCUCUCCUUAAAUAAAUCAAUUAUUUUAGGGAUUGUUUUUGUUGUGCACAUGACACUUUUGAUGUCUGAUUAUGUAUAUUUUCAUCAUAUCAGCCUAUAUGACUGAUCUAAGAAUACCAUUUUAUUUUAAUUUGUAUAGUGCUGAAAGAAAGCAUUACUGUUCCGUUGUAAAAUCUAAAGUGGCUUACAAUGCAAAUAACAAACAGUGGAACAAUGCAAUAUGAUAAAUUAGUCAAAAAUUAAAAUCACAACUAUUAGGGGAAAAGCAAAUGAACCAUAGUGGUUGUAAUGAAUACCCAUAAUAAUUAUUUGUAUGAGGACAAGGGCAUUAACAUUUUAUAUUGGACAUAUAUUGGAAAAUACAUAAUCAAAUAUUUUUAAAAAUGUCAGAGAUGUACUUCCACACAUUGUCCUCAUAAUGGUUCCAUUUUAAAAAAAAACUUCUACAUAAAAUUAUUUUCAGCUGUCUGUAGUCCUAUUAUAAUCAUAAGAAAGGGAUCUUCCAUAAAACACAAAGAAUAGUAAGCUUAGGUGGAAGUAUUGAAAGUGGCAGCUCCUCAAAUAAUUUGGUUUUAGAUUAUUUAGGGGAUUAUAAACUAAUAAUGUAUUGGGUAUAGCUUAGGAUGUAAUUGCUAUUCAGUGCAUAUAUAAACCAAGAUUAGUGUUAUUGAGCACCCUAGAACUUAAAUGCUAGUAGUUUACAAAGCACUCAGGAAUAGCCUCAUAUAAAGUAUAUUUUAAUAAAGUAUUUCAAAUCAUUUUAUGAAAAGCUAUAUAAACCUACCUGCAUCAUGAACCCCUGAUUACAAAGCUAGGAGGGUGUUAAAUGCAUUGUUUGAACAUUAAAUGAAUAACCAAUCAUGUUUCAAUGACUAAUAUCUACUCAAUUCAUGAACAGAGGAAACUUCUAUUCAUGAAAUGAUAGUUCUGCUAAUGGGAGGAAUUAUUUCAUUGAAACCUAUAGAUUUCAAACUCAUUGUGAUCAGUCACAAAAAAAUCUUCAUUUUUCAAUGCUCCCACUCUAAACUUCUGAAAUAAUUAGUAUUAGUUUUCAAGAUGCUUGAUUUUUAUUUUUCCGGGUUUCACCUGUACUGUAACAAAGGGAGUAUAUCAAUUUGAGAGGGAUUUUUUUUAGUCUUAAUAAUAUUUACUAUUCUAUGUAACUAGCCACCUGUGAAAAUGGAGGCUUUCAGAAAAAUAGAUUCAUUAGAAUAACUGGGAACCAUCUUUUGUAAUGAUAGCGGUGAAGAAGGAAACCCAAUUGAUAUGUUCGAAGAGGUGUACCGUAUUUUUCGGA
Molecule: messenger RNA, 2658 nt
Organism: Thamnophis sirtalis
Lineage: Eukaryota; Metazoa; Chordata; Lepidosauria; Squamata; Natricidae
Source: RefSeq, a predicted model, not a curated record